GCAUGAAUCAAAGAUUGUUUUUGCAAUGCAAUUAAUUUGGUGAUCAAAAAUUUCUAUCUUCAUUACAUAACAAUUACAAAAAAAAAAUGGCUACUUCUUCAUCUCAUCCUACUAGAUCCAUUAGUUUACCAGCUCGAUCUCACCCAACAUCGCUUAAAAUCGAAGAAACGAUACAAAAAUUGAAAUCUCGCGAUGUUUGUUUAUCUAAUUCAGCUUUCGAGAGUAUUCAGCUCGGUUUACUUAACCUUGUGGAGUUGUAUUCUCGUGUACAAGAGAUUACACUCUCCGCUUCCAACCAACAGGUCAACCUUGUCGAAGAUGCCUUAGAAAGCUCGGUAUUGCUGCUCGAUACUUGCAGCAAUGCACGAGACCUUAUUAUUGGGUUUAGAGAGCAAGUGUGCGACUUGCAAUCUGCGCUACGCAGGAAAGCAUACGCUAACAUCGAAACUGAUGUUAGCGUGUACGCGUCUUUUAGGAAGAAGCUCGCGAAGAAUGUUGGUAGAUGCCUUAAAGUGUUGAAGGAAGCAGAGGCGAAAUAUGAAAAAAAUGAUGCUCCUUUGCUUGAUAUUGAGCCUUCUAUAAUGAGUUUGAUUAGAGAAGUUUACGCUAUUACUAUCGUUGUUUUUAAGUCACUCUUUUCUUUCUUGUCUACUCCAACAAAGGCAAGCAAAUGGUCGUUGAUCUCGAGAUUUGUCACCAAAACUUCAACGGCCCGUUUGGUAGUUGGUCAUAAACAGGCAGCAAGUGCUGGCAAAGAGGUCGGACGAGAGGGACUUAACGAGGUUUCGAAGGUCGAUUUAGCCCUUCAAAAUGACACAAAUGUCGAUGUGAUGCUAGUUCGAGCAAGAAUUCAAGCUCUUGAUUCGAGUCUUGAGAUAUUCGAGGGGGAAAUCGGGUGCCUCUAUAGGUGUUUAUUGCAAAAUAGAGUGUCUCUCUUGAACAUCCUCACUCCUUUAGUGUAGUUUGUAUACUUUAUUCUUUAUCAUGGGUGUGAUGUUUUCAUGAUCCUAUAAUUUUGUGGAUAUGUAAAUGGAAAUGGAGCCACUUGCUCUUAUAGAAUGAUAAAAAAUACAUAGUAAUAGAUUGAUUAAUUCGUUAUUACUCUCUCUCACUUUCUACAUCAUAUUGUUCAUUAGCUUCUAUUCCUUAUUUCUUUGAGAACAAAGAAAUAUCACUCAUUUUCUUGCUAAGCUAAGUUUGAUAUAAGAGAUUGUUAUUACUAUCAAUAUACAAAAGUUUCAUUAGAUU
Beta vulgaris subsp. vulgaris (sugar beet) is the source of this 1248-nucleotide messenger RNA. RefSeq lists its product as hypothetical. The record is from RefSeq and is a predicted model, not a curated record. Gene Ontology annotation, biological process: shoot system development; root development. The coding region runs from base 87 to 962 and encodes 291 amino acids. The transcript has a single exon. Lineage: Eukaryota; Viridiplantae; Streptophyta; Magnoliopsida; Caryophyllales; Amaranthaceae.